AAAAAAUGUUCCAUUCAAAAACUUUUACAAAGAGUUGUUGUGUAAAAAAUUGUUCUAACAACAACAGUAAGGAGGGGAUGAAGUUCCACCUGUUUCCUAAAGAUCCCAAUCUAUUCGAAGUUUGGAAGAAAGUUGUCGAUCGUCCUGAUUAUGUAAUCAAGAAUAACAGCUUCAUGUGCAUGAUGCAUUUCUCCAAAUCUCAGAAACCUUUAUCUCAGUACCACACAUCACGGCUUAGAAAAAGCGCAGUGCCAUCCUUUAAUCCGGACCUAGAGAAUUUCACAAAUUGCAACGCAUCAAUUCUAGGUGAAACCGUCGAAAACGCAAGUCUGAUAAAACAAAACAAGACGGUGGGAGUUAAGCGCGAGCAAAGCGAGUCCGAAAUUUACAAUUGCAAUCUGUGUGAAUACUCAACAAGGAAGAAGUCUAACUUGAAGUCGCACAAUUUGAAUAAACACCCGGGUAAAGGAUAUUUCUGUGACAUUAGAGAUCGAUCAAGCUUAGAUAGUCAUAAACAGAGUAGACAUGAGGGAGUGAUAUUUAACUGCAAUCUUUGUGAGUAUUCUGCAAUAUCUUCAGUCACGUUAAAAGAACAUAAACAGGAGUAUCAUGAAGUAUUCAGUUUUCCAUGUGAUGAAUGUGAUUUUUCUGCAACUCACUUAACAUAUUUAAGAAUUCACAAAGUGAGUAAACAUGGAAAAAGAAAGUUUCAUUGCAACCACUGUGACUAUUUUGCUACUAGUCCUAGUAUAGUAAAAAAUCAUGCGAGAAAGACACAUAAAGGACAUAAAGGAUAUUUUUGUUAUGAUUGUGAAUAUUCAACAGCUAGUAGAUUUAAUUUUUCAAGGCAUAAUGCUCGACACAAGAUCUGCCCUGAUUGUGAUUUUAAAACAACGCAAAUAUUUAGUUUGUUAGAACACAUGAAGACUCAUAAAGUCACGACAGCAGUGAAUGAGAUUACUAAUUCUAACUUGACUGAAGAGAUGGUUGAAUAUGAUCUUGAAACCAUUGUUACUCAUGUUGUGUGUUACCCUGCAUUGGAUUCCCAAACAGAUAUUGGAAACAUUAAACCUGAUCCUGAUCUUGCCACUGAACCUGUUCUUGUGAAUUUUGAUCCUGAACCUACUCUUGUUACUGAACCUUUGCUUGUGAAAUAUGAACCUGAACCUGAACCUGAACCUGUUCUUGUAAAAUAUGAACCUGAACCUGAUCUUGCGACUCAACCUGUUCUUGUGAAUUUUGAUUCUGAACCUUCUUUUGUGACUGAACCCUUGCUUGUAAAAUAUGAACCUGAACCUGUUCUUGUGAAAUAUGAACCUGAACCUGUUUUUGUGACACAUGAACCUGAACCUGUUCUUGUGAGAUAUGAACCUGAACCUGAACCUGUUCUUGUGAAAUAUGAACCUGAACCUGUUCUUGUGAGAUAUGAACCUGAACCUGUUCUUGUGAAAUAUGAACCUGAGAGGGAAGAAGAAGACAUUAAGGAAGAUGAUCCUUUAGCGGGAUAUUAAUCAUUUCGAGAUUUGAAAUUUCCUUGUUCUAUUAAAUGUGAAGUUUUAAGGGACUGUAGGUUUAUUUUCAAGUGAGAACCAUUUAAAGAGCGCUAUUUUCUCUCUAGAAUCACAAACUUAGACAAAGUAUAAGAAAAUCUUCUAUGGCACCACAUGUGGGAGGCAGCCGCGGUUCAGCAACGAUUAUUAAAUGGGACUUCCCUUUAAGGGGGUGUGGUGCUACUGUCGUUACCGUUACCCCCAUUUUAAAUCCAUAAUUAUAAUCGCUUCAGGGGGCUGAAUUUAAAAAAUUGUCUAAAAUUAUUGAUGUUUCAGA
This is a messenger RNA of Eurytemora carolleeae, 1827 nucleotides long. Its product is annotated as zinc finger protein 64 homolog, isoforms 1 and 2. The record is from RefSeq and is a predicted model, not a curated record. The transcript has 5 exons. The coding region runs from base 6 to 1511 and encodes 501 amino acids. Gene Ontology annotation, molecular function: RNA polymerase II transcription regulatory region sequence-specific DNA binding; DNA-binding transcription factor activity, RNA polymerase II-specific. NCBI's taxonomy places the organism in Eukaryota, Metazoa, Arthropoda, Copepoda, Calanoida, Temoridae. Gene Ontology annotation, biological process: regulation of transcription by RNA polymerase II.